AUGGACCGCUACCCCGAAGUCAAAGUCUCAGAGCGCGAAUGCCCCCGUGAAGACUGGACCUCAUCACGACACGAUUCAGGAAACUCAGUCAACAAAGCCGAAAUGCAGCACUCCUCCGCCCACGAUACCGACGCUCACAAGCAAGAAGCUUCUACACUACAACAGCAGUACACUUCCUUCGCACCUCCAUCCAACAACUCUCAGCAGCAAAGCGACGACUCCAUGGCAUCUACCAGCUCCUCGUCGAACGAGAUCAACUCAACAGCCAUCGAUGCAGAGUAUGCACGAUACACAGAUGCCCCACCGCCUUACUCGGAAAAGCAGUACGAGGGCAAGAGUGAGCAGGAGACGUCAGACAUGCGCAUGUCGGACUACGCAAAGGAGAUUUCAAGAAUGAUGGGACGGCAACUCGUCAAAGACCUGAAGACAGGAACAAGCGACAAGCCUGAAGAAUCACAGUGA
Messenger RNA from Cucurbitaria berberidis CBS 394.84, 462 nucleotides. RefSeq lists its product as uncharacterized. The coding region runs from base 1 to 462 and encodes 153 amino acids. The transcript has a single exon. The record is from RefSeq and is a predicted model, not a curated record. NCBI's taxonomy places the organism in Eukaryota, Fungi, Ascomycota, Dothideomycetes, Pleosporales, Cucurbitariaceae.